AAAAUCCUAUUGGGUUUUUGUCGAGGGAACUAGUGUGAUGCUAACUUCCGGGUUCCUGUACGAAAUUACGUCUUCCCUGCGCCACUCUAUCGCCUCUAAGGUUUCUGUGGUAACAAAACAGCUGCUGCGCAUGCGCAGUAAACGCUAAACGGCGCCGGCGGUGGUGGUUGUGUUGCGGCGCAUGCGCAGUGAGUUCUACCGUUCUGCGGUAUUUUGUGUGUUGGAGCGGGAAGAUUCAGAGCUGAGAGCGCCUCUUCAAGCACUAUCCUACAGGAAUUAGCCACAAACACAGCAUGCCUCGGGAGAUUAUAACGCUGCAGCUGGGACAGUGUGGAAAUCAGAUUGGUUUCGAGUUUUGGAAACAGCUGUGUGCUGAGCACGGAAUCAGCCCUGAGGGCAUCGUGGAGGAAUUCGCCACUGAGGGCACGGACCGGAAAGAUGUGUUCUUCUAUCAGGCGGACGACGAGCACUACAUCCCCCGAGCCGUGCUCCUGGACCUGGAGCCCCGAGUCAUCCACACCAUCCUGAACUCGCCCUACGCGAACCUGUACAACCCCGAGAACAUCUACCUCUCCGAGCACGGAGGAGGAGCAGGAAAUAACUGGGCCAGCGGCUUCUCUCAGGGCGAGAAGAUCCACGAGGACAUCUUUGACAUCAUCGAUAGAGAAGCAGACGGCAGUGACAGUCUGGAGGGAUUUGUGCUAUGUCACUCCAUCGCUGGAGGCACAGGGUCCGGUCUCGGCUCCUACCUGUUGGAAAAACUCAAUGACAGAUAUCCUAAGAAGCUGGUGCAGACGUACUCGGUGUUUCCUAACCAGGAUGAGAUGAGUGAUGUGGUGGUGCAGCCCUACAACUCUCUGCUCACCCUCAAGAGACUGACCCAGAACGCAGACUGUGUGGUGGUGCUGGAUAACACGGCCCUGAACAGGAUCGCCACGGACAGACUGCACAUCCAGAACCCCUCGUUCUCUCAGAUCAACCAACUGGUCUCCACCAUCAUGUCGGCCAGCACGACGACGCUGCGUUACCCUGGAUACAUGAACAACGAUCUGAUCGGUCUGAUUGCGUCGCUCAUCCCCACUCCCCGCCUCCACUUUCUCAUGACCGGUUACACGCCGCUGACUACCGACCAGUCAGUAGCGAGCGUGAGGAAGACGACAGUCCUGGACGUGAUGAGGAGACUCCUGCAGCCCAAGAACGUCAUGGUGUCCACGGGCCGAGACCGUCAGACCAACCACUGUUACAUCGCCAUCCUCAACAUCAUCCAGGGAGAGGUGGAUCCUACACAGGUCCACAAAAGCCUCCAGAGAAUCCGAGAGAGGAAGUUGGCUAAUUUUAUCCCGUGGGGUCCUGCUAGCAUCCAGGUAGCGCUCUCGCGCAAGUCCCCGUACCUGCCGUCGGCUCACCGCGUCAGCGGCCUCAUGAUGGCCAAUCACACCAGCAUCUCCUCGCUGUUCGAGAGGACGUGCCGUCAGUACGACAAGCUGCGCAAGCGCGAGGCGUUCCUCGAGCAGUUCCGCAAGGAGGACAUGUUCAAGGACAACUUCGACGAGCUGGACGACUCGCGCGAGGUGGUGCAGCACCUGAUCGACGAGUACAGCGCCGCCACACGGCCCGACUACAUCUCCUGGGGCACACAGGAGCAGUAACACACACACACACACACACACACACACACACACACUCACACACACACACACACACACUCUGAGAGGCUCUGGACUCAAUUGCUUGUCUGCAUUUAAUUGUAUGAGUGUGUGUGUGCACCUAAGUAUAUACGAGAAUAUCAGUAUCCUCUUUCUCUCUCUCUCUCUCUCUCUCUCUCUCUCUGUUAAAGCUUUUAUCCAUCGCAUCCUUGUUUCACACACACACAGACCACACACACAUCCAGGGUCCUGAGUAAGCAGAUAAGGCAGGGUGGUCUCACAGGGACGAAAGGGUGGAGCGGAAAAAUGAUAAGCCUGACUGAGAGAAAAGGGCAAAGACAGAAAAGAUCCAUGAGUGCACUUUCCUGUUUAACUCGCGCGCAUACACACACACACACACACACACACACGUACGUGUUUUUUUCCCCCUCCGUUAUGAAGUAGUGCUGUGGCUUUUUAGGGAUCGAGUGUUUCAUUAUCAUUUAAGGUUUAAGUCCGACGCUUUUAAUAAAAGACGACGCGUCUCGCCGACAAUCGGGAACAAAACCACGUCCGUGUUUAGAUCUCCGACAGAAUCCUUUAAAAAAAACAAACAACAACAACGUUUUAUAAUCCCGAGGUCAUGCGGUCGUAAGCGAGACAGCUGAGCUGAUCUGAGAACAGUGUGUGUGUGUGUGUGUGUGUGUGUGGUCAUAAUUCCUGCACAUUUGUCUUUUUGUGUUUAAUCCCCCCUCUCUCUCUCUCUCACACACACACACACACUCACUGCAGCUCAGGAAUGAGCCGAUUAAGCUGAAUCGGGUGUGUUCGAGCGGGACAGGGGGUUCUCCGGGACAGGGGGUUCUCCAGGACCAGGAUCGGGAGCCUGAGCAGUUUAAGUUUCCUUAAACACUGCGAUUUAAAAAAAAAAAAACAAACAACAACAAACGUCAGUGUUAAUCGUAAGGUUUCUAUUUUUCUGUCCCUUCCUGUGCUCUUUCACACCGAGCCUCGUGUUCUCAGAGCUGCUACUCCUCUCCGCCUGGACUUUUAACAAAGAAUUCCCUUCUGUAAAUAGUUUGUGUUCACUUAAAUAAAUGAUUUUCUAAGACAAGAGGUUUCACUGUUUAAUGUGUGUGUGUGUGUGUGUGUGUGUGUGUGUGUGUGUGUGCGCUCUCUCCACUUUCUACCGAAUAUAAGAAACUCUAAAAGUCGAAUUGUAUACAAGCUGCUGUGGGAUUGAUAGGAAUGACUGAUACUUUCACUUAAAAUGUAUUUUUAUUGUAAUUGAGAAGUCUGGUUUUGUUCCAGACACAAGGCUCAGCAAUAAUAAUAAUAAUAAUAAUAAUAAUAAUAGUAAUAAUCCCUCAGUUCUGGGUGAGGAUGAAUGUCAGGACAUUGUGUCGCACUUGUGAAGUGGAUUUUGGAGACUUGAGGGUCUGAAUCCACGGUGGAAAUCGUUAUUCUAUUCAUCACUGAGCUCUUAUCAUGUACACUACCGCUCAAAAGUUUAGACACCC
Molecule: messenger RNA, 3145 nt
Organism: Ictalurus furcatus (blue catfish)
Lineage: Eukaryota; Metazoa; Chordata; Actinopteri; Siluriformes; Ictaluridae
Gene: tubg1
Product: tubulin, gamma 1
Exons: 11
Coding region: 294-1649 (451 amino acids)
Biological process (GO): mitotic spindle organization; cytoplasmic microtubule organization; mitotic cell cycle
Cellular component (GO): microtubule; spindle; nucleus
Molecular function (GO): structural constituent of cytoskeleton; GTP binding
Source: RefSeq, a predicted model, not a curated record